This is a messenger RNA of Closterium sp. NIES-65, 5373 nucleotides long. Lineage: Eukaryota; Viridiplantae; Streptophyta; Zygnematophyceae; Desmidiales; Closteriaceae. The record is from the annotation of a GenBank genome assembly.
AUGGCGUCCAUCUAUCAUAACCUACUGCAUUGGCCGUUUCAAAUUCAAACUGCUGCACCCGCAGCCGUUGCUUCAUCUCCGCUUGGCAUUUUCGUCGCUCAGAUUAAACCGUGGCAUGUGCUCUGUGUCGUCGCGCUCGCCGUGCAAGUGUACCUGUUUCGCAGUUACGAGGUGCUCCUCCUGUGCCUCGGUCCCAUCAUCUCCCAUUCCCCCUGUCUCAUCCUCCCCCUUUCCCUGUGUCCAAUUAUCACCCCUUCCCUCUGUCUCAUCAUCUCCCGAUCCCUCGGUCUCAUCAACUCCCCAUCCCUCGGUCUCAUCAACUCCCCAUCCCUCGGUCUCAUCAACUCCCCAUCCCUCGGUCUCAUCAUCUCCCCCAUCCCUCUGUCCCAUCAACUCCCCAUCCCUCUGUCUCAUCAUCUCCCCAUCCCUCGGUCUCAUCAUCUCCCCUGUCAGUUGCGCCUGGUCGUGUUGGAUGACUCUCAGCUGCACCUGGUGGUGCACGAGACGUGCAAGCUGGAGAAGCUGGGCGGCAGGAAAAAGGAUGGCUACGGCGCAUGGAUGCUCUGCACCAAUCACCUGCGGCCAGGUGGCAUAGUGUACUCGUUUGGGAUCGGAGGCGACGUGUCGUUUGACAAUGAGAUGGUGAACCGAGGCUACAAGGUUUUCGGUUUUGAUCCCACCGUGACCCCAGAUCACGUGAGCAGCUUAUUCAAAUACAACCAUGAGCGCGACCAACCAUCCGCUUUCCAAUUCUGCCAGGUUGGCAUUGGGGCUGUAGACGGCAUUAUCACCUUCUUCAGUCCCAAGAAUCCCCGCCUGAAAUCCAUGACAGCUGUGAAGCACGAGGAGCUGUCAAAGCGGUACGAAAGCCGAGGCAUGCCGGCGCCAGUCAUGCGGUUACCAACAUUCAUGUGCAGUAAUGGACAUGGGUUCAUUGACGUGUUGAAGAUAGAUGUUGAAGGGGUUGAGUUUGAUAUCUGCGAUGAAUGGUUAAGGAUGGACACUCCCCUCCCGGUUGGCCAAGUGUUGGGCCGACAGACCGCGCAGCGCGACUCAGGGUGGUUCGAAACUGUGCCGUUUCAGUUUCCGUUCCAACGCGUCAAGUCCGUCAAGCUCGUCGUGAUCAUGGCGAGCGGGGUGAACCUCACUGCGGUGACAGUCAUUGCUGCCGUCUCCGCCGUCCUCGCGGCCGGCGUCACAGCGCUAAACAUUCCCUCCGGCGUCUUCGGCCUGCACCCCAAGCCCCACGUGCUACCCUUCUUCUGCACGUGCGACGAUGACUCAGCGCUGAUGGAGGACAGCCUGGCGCGCUGCCAGGUGGCGAGCGACUUCCUCAUCGCGCUGGCAUACCUGUCCAUCCCACUCGAGCUCGCAUACUUCACGCUGAGGGCCAGGACCUUCUCACACCGCUGGGUCAUGCUGCUCUUCAGCCUCUUCAUUGUCCUUUGUGGACCUUCUCACGCCGCUGGGUCAUGCUGCUCUUCAGCCUCUUCAUUGUUCUCUGCGCAGUCCCCACUCCCCUCUUUUCUCCCUCCCCCAUUCCUUUGCCCCUCUCCCUUCGCCCAUCGCCCUGUCCCACCAGGCCUGACCCACCUGGUGAACGUGUGGACGUACGGUGCGCACCCGCGGCAGCUGAGUGUGGUGCAGACGGUGCUCAAGGUGCUCUGUGCGGCCGUCUCAUGGGGCACAGCCUUUGUGCUCUUCACCAUCAUCCCCUCGCUCCUCAAGUUCAAGGCAAGUGCCUUUGUCCGUCCAGACGUGUCCUUUUGGGUCGACGCUCAGCACCUGCAGCAGCUGAGGGUCGUGCAGAAGGUGCUCAAGGUGCUCUGCGCGGCGUUCCCAGUCUGCGUAUCCUGGAGCUCUAUCCAGGUUCGGGAGCUUUCGCUGCAGCACAAGGCUGCACAGCUGGAUCGGGAGAUGGAUGCUAUUCGAAGAAGAGAGGAGGUGGGGCGGCAUGUGCGUAUGCUAACAUACGAGAUCCGCCAGUCCCUGGACCGCCACACCAUCCUCAACACCACGCUAGUGGAGCUCGCACAGGCGCUCAUGCUUGAGAACUGCACCGUGUGGAUGCCUGACUCCUUGCUACUGACCCCUGUGAGUGCUACUGACCCCUUGCUACUGACCCCUGUGAGUGCUACUGACCCCUUGCUACUGACCCCUGUGAGUGCUACUGACCCCUUGCUACUGACCCCUGUGAGUGCUACUGACCCCUGGAAGCGUGUGCAUAAAUGCAUGGGGAGUCACACCAUCCUCAGCACCACGCCUUACCCCUCUGUUCGUCUGGCAAUCCACAUGCCCACACACUCCCGUGCUUCACGAUCCAGCCAGCAAGGGGACGACGGUGCUGCUGCUGCUGCUGCGGCUGCAGCUGGUGCCGCUGGUGCUGUUGGUGGUGGUGGUGGUGGUGGUGGCAAUAAUGGUGCAGAUAGUGACGGAUUUGCUGGUAGUGAGGCUGCUGAUAUGGAGUACGGUUCGGUUGUGGAGUAUGGGCUCAUGGUGCUCGUGCUGCAUGGGGACGAGAAGAGGCAGUGGCAGCCGCACGAGGUGGAGAUGGUGGAAGCAGUGGCAGACCAAGUGGCCAUCGCGCUCUCACAUGCUGCAGCGCUGGAGGAGUCGCAGCGGCGCAGGGAGGAGAUGGCGGAGCAGAAUGCGGCGAUGCAGGUGGCACGGGUGCGAGCAGAGGAGGCGAUUCAAGCCAGGAACGACUUCCUGUCCGUCAUGAAUCAUGAGCGCAGGGAGGAGAUGGCGGAGCAGAAUGCGGCGCUGCAGGUGGCGCGGAUUAGAGCAGAGGAGGCGAUUCAAGCCAGAAACGACUUCCUGUCCGUCAUGAAUCAUGAGAUGAGGAGCCCUCUGCACACCAUCCUCGCGCUCUCCUCCCUCAUGGAGGAGGACGACCUAACAGAUGAGCAAGGGCCCAUGGUGGCCACUCUCACUCGCAGUGCUUCCAUGCUCACAUCCCUCAUCUCCGACGUCAUUGGGGUGGCCCAACGGCAAGAGAUCAAUCUCGUGCUGGAGCACCGUCCGUUCGAUCUAAGGCGAAUGCUGCACGACGCGGCGUCCCUGGCAUGGCCCAUGAUGCGAGCCAAGGGACUGAGCUUCUCAGUGGUGAUUGCGAGGGAGGUGCCUCGGCACGUGGUGGGGGAUGAGCGGCGAUUGCUGCGCGUGGUGCUGCACAUCAUAGGCCAUGCCAUUGACUCCACGCAUGAGGUAAAGAGGGAGGAGUGCCGAGUGAUGCCGAGUGGUGCUGUGUGGUGCAGCAGCAGGGAGGUGCCUCAGCACGUGGUGGGGGAUGAGCGGCGAUUGCUGCGCAUGGUGCUGCAUAUUAUCAGGCAUGCCAUCGACUCCACCGAUGAGAUCUCACAUCAGGACCAUAUCUCCCGUCAGGACCAUGUACGAGUGCGAAUCACAGUCACAGACUCAGGAGGGGAGGAGUCCAAGCAGGCCCUACUCCACCGCUUUGAGGAAGCAAGGGAGCGGGAGCAGCUGCUAAAGGGGCAGGCUAUAGAGGGGAUGAAGGCACUGGGGCAGGAUCCAUCAAACGUGGGCAUAGGGCUGUUUCUAUCUGGGCCGGAGGAGGGUUGGGUGGGGUGCACACACCACAGGGUCAGUCGGACGUCCAGCAACGAGAGCUCCUACAGCCGAGCCUCACACACCCAGCCUCCUGCACAGAUGCCCCACCCUCUUUCGCCCGACCCUCUGGCUUCCCACCCCCUGGCAUCCCACCCCAUGGUUUCCCACCCUCUCACUCGUCCUCUGCCCGACACAACAAGCCGUCUCAGAGACACCACGUCUAGGGAUACUGUUCCCUCGGCACAGUCCCACCUCCCCCAGUCUGACCCAGGCGACGCUUCAGCUGCAGCAGCUGUGGAAGUUUCUGCUGCAUUAGCAGCUAUUGAAGCACCUCAAAGAUCGGCAGCAGAGGAUUUGAGGGAGGCGGAGGCAGCAGAGGCGGAGAGGGAGCGGCUGGCGAGGAUAAGCGAGCAGUUCGUCGCUCCCUCCUGCGCCAUCUGUCAGAAGCUACUCCUGCUCAUGGACGGGCAUUACUGGAACGCCACCCAGCCUGCUGAUCCCGGCGCUGCUACUGCGUUUUCCCUUGUGGAAGACAACGUGGCCAAUCGCAUCGCGACACAUCAGCUGCUCCUGUCGCUGCACUGCCACGUCACCCUAGCCGCCAGCACACAGGAGUGCCUGUCAAUUCUCUCGGGCAGCAGGAAGAGCCCGUCAGCCUCCCCCAUUGCAGACAUUGUUCUUCUGGAUAUCUGCAUGCCCGAUGUCGAUGGGCUUGAAGCAGCCCGCUGCAUACACAAGAUGUUCCGUCGUGCGGGGAUUCAGGUGCAGAAGAAGAAGGAGGAGGAGGCGAAGCGGGAGAAGGAGCUGAACGAGCUGUUCAGAGUGGCCAUCACGCAGCCCAAGGUCCCGCCAGGCGUGGACCCCAAGUCCAUUGUCUGCGAGUUCUUCCGCCACGGGCAGUGCAGCAAGGGCUUUAAGUGCAAGUUCUCGCACGAUCUGAGCGUGGAGCGCAAGGGCGAGAAGAUCGACCUGUACAGCGACCAGCGGGAUGAGGAAGACAAGAUGGAGGACUGGGACCAGGCGAAGCUCGAGCAGGUGGUGGCGUCUAAGGGCGCGGAGUACAAGAACGCCAACAAGCCCACCGAGAUUGUGUGCAAGCACUUCCUAGAGGCUGUGGAGAAGAAGCAGUACGGGUGGUUCUGGGUGUGCCCCAACGGGGGCAAGGACUGCAUGUACCGCCACGCGCUGCCGCCCGGCUACGUGCUCAAGUCACAGAUGAAGGCUCUUCUGGAGGAGGAGCAGGCGAACAAGCUGACCGUUGAGGAGAUGAUUGAAAACGAGCGCAAGAUGACAGCAAGCCACACGCAGCUGACGACCGAGAUCUUCAUGGAGUGGAAGCGGAAGAAGCAGGAGGUGAAGGACGCUGAGCAGGCAGCCAAGAAGGCCGCACGCGCCAAGGAGGACAGAAUGAGUGGUCGCGAGCAGUUUCUGUCCGAUGCCUCCCUCUUCGUGGACGACGAUGCCGCAUGCGAUGCCUACGAGAGAGUGGAGGAGGCUGCAGCUCCCCCUGCUGCUUGUGCAGGCCUGUUUCUGUCCGAUGCCUCGCUCUUUGUCGACGACGACGCCGCAUGCGACGCAUAUGAGCGAGUGGAGGAGGAGGAAGGGGCCGCAGCUCCCCCUGUUGCCACUCCAGGGGAAUCCAGCAGCGGUGGGGGAGGUGCUGGGCCUAGCUCAUCUGGAGCAGCAGGAGGGCUUGCUCUCACGGAGGAAGAUGAGAUGCUAUUGGCUGAGGAUGAUGAUGAGCUGGCACCGGAGGAGCUGGAGGAGCUGGAAGCUGAGCUGGCAAAGACAUCAAUCUCUUGA